CGAAAUAUUUAGUUUUACAUUGCCUAAUAUACUGCUAAUGAGUCGCAAUUCGUUUGAUAUGGACAGUUAUUCAUUGUGCUAAAGCUAAAGCUACAGUAAUACGACUGUGGACGUGGCAACCAGGCUGACGAGCUAACAUUAGCUAGCAACACAGACUCUUACACAACGUAAUGUGAAAAGUUAGAAACGUGGCGUAAGAAAACGAGUCGUUUUUGCAUCACUAACAGACUGAACACAUUGACAGCAUAUGACAGCAUAUUGACCUGCCCGGAGAGAAUGACAUGGGAUUGUUAAAAACAGCUCGCACGUCACAUCAUUGUUAAUAGCUAAAUAACAUUAACAUUUUAGCGUUGUGUUUUUGAAGAAGAUUUCGGGUUUUGGACGAAUCGUACAAAAUAUUACCAAGCAGUGUCUGUUUCCUAACAUCUUCACGUUUAUUACACAUAUCCCAUUUACGCUCUAGCCUACACAAUGGCACUUACUUGUAGAUAAAGUUGCAGCUAUUACUGUCGGAUAUUUAACUGCUGGUGUCUUUUGGGGGUUCAUUGUAUGCCGAAUACACUAAAACAGCCCAACGAUUCGUGCCAUUUUUUAAUAAUCUCCUACUUUAUGGGUGUGCUUUUAGUUUAGAAAGGCAACUUUAAACCGACGGCUUUUCUGUAUAGAGUACAGCUAUUAAUAGGUUAUGUCAUGUAGAAACCAUACUGCCGAGAAAGUUCAGGUCAAUAUGUGUUCUGUCCGUCUGUCUGCCAUAGAAGUAAGCUGGGGAACCAGAGAACACCAGAGAACAAUGUCUCCUCCGCGGCUCACAGGUGCUCUGCGCUCCUUCUCCAAUGUGAGCAAGAAGGAGGCCAUUACUGAGCAGCUCUAUGAUCUGAAGACCAAACGACUGAAGAGACGGGAGCUGUUUGCCAGAGAAGGUCUAACAUGGAAGAAGAUUUUCCAUUUGUGCUCCGAGCAUCAGGACAAAGCUGACCAGCAAGCUGCCAGUCAGGAGCUGAAGAGCCUCCUUCUGGCAGCCAAGGAAAUAGUGGGGACUGAACAUGGUCAGGCAGCCAUUGAAAGUGCUGCUGUCUUUCUGUUUGAGACCUUCCACAACAAAGACCAUGUGGGCACAGAGGAGACCCGAGCCAUCAAACAGAUGUUCGGCCCCUUCCCGUCAUCUGCAGCCGAAGCCUCCUGUGCCUGUGUGGCUCGGCUGGUGGCUCCACUCGGAGACUCCCGAGUUGAGAACUUCAUCCAGACCCUGUGCUCCCGUCACAACCCCCAACGAAGCUCUGCUUUCGGACGCAACAUCGCCUUUUCGCAUGACUGCUACGCAUUGGACCCUCUGGAGGACCUGCCCUGCUCUGGCAUCCACGAGGAGAACACAAGUCUAGACUUCAUCAACUUCCUCAACAGCCAGCAGAGCGAGAGAAAGGCGAGUGAGGAAGAGGGGUCCAGCUCAGGAAGAGCUCUGAGCUCUGGGGAUGGAGCCGUCCUUAGAACGGAGGUGGAGAAGUAUCUGGAUGGAGGCAACAUGAUCUCGUCCAGCCCAGAGGAGCUGUGCACCUCCCUGUUUGAAAUGCUGGCCUCCCACAAGAGCGACGAUGAGCUGCAGAACGAGGUUUGUGUCACUGGGAAAUACAAUCUGACAUAUACAGUAUAUAUCAGUGGCGGGCCGUGCAUUUUCUACCUGGGCCUUCACUGCUGUCCUGCAGUUGAACCACCUAACCUCAUUAUGACGCCACAACCCGCCCUGUGCAGCAUCCAAGCGCUAGGAUUGGCCAGGUGUCUGUGCUCGCAGAGGUACUGGUUACCUGAUUCGUCCGGUUCCUAUGUGUUCCUAUAUCCUGACCCUCACUACUCGAGCAGCGCAGAAAAUAUGAGCCGAUUAAUCAGUGGCGAAGUGACCAAGCCCACCUAUGGCUGCCAGGUGACCAUCCAGUCAGAGCAGGAGAAACAGAUGAUGAAGAUGUACCGCAGGGAGGAGAAGAGAGAGAGGAAGAGAGGCAAAGGAAUAGAGGACAGCGACUCCUCAGACGCUGUCCUGACGUUCGACCCCAGAGAGAUGAGAACCCAGCGGGAGCAGGCCCUGCUGACUGCACGACGUGAACCUGUGCUGAGCAGAGAAAGAGUGUAUGAACGUAUCCGGUACCCCAAUGUCUAUGACAGCUACGCGGAGGCCACAAAGAUGCCUGCGUUUGUUGGAGGAGCCAGGCUGCUGCUACCCGAGGGAAUCCGCAGAGAGAACUCUAAGAUGUAUGAAGAGGUGGAGAUCCCACCCACCCAACCCAUGGCCAUCGGCUUUGAAGAGAAGCCUGUCUACAUCUCUGAACUAGAUGAGAUCGCCCAGCUGGUGUUCAAGGGGAUGAAGCGUCUGAACAGGAUCCAGUCCCUGGUCUUUGAGACGGCCUACAACACCAACGAGAACCUUCUCAUCUGCGCUCCAACUGGCGCCGGCAAGACCAACAUCGCCAUGCUGGCGGUCCUUCACGAGAUCCACCAGCACCUGCAGCCCGGGGGCGUCAUCAAGAAGGAUGAAUUCAAGAUCAUAUAUGUGGCUCCUAUGAAGGCCUUGGCAGCUGAGAUGACUAAGUACUUCAGUAAGCGAUUGGAGCCACUGGGCAUCACUGUUAAGGAACUCACUGGAGACAUGCAGCUAACCAAAGGAGAGAUCCUACGAACACAGAUGUUGGUGACGACUCCAGAGAAGUGGGAUGUCGUGACCAGGAAGAGUGUUGGAGAUGUGGCUCUCUCCCAGAUUGUGCGUCUCCUAAUCUUGGAUGAAGUUCACCUCCUCCAUGAAGACCGAGGACCAGUACUGGAGAGCCUGGUGGCCCGGACCAUCAGACAGGUGGAAUCCACCCAGAGUAUGAUCAGGAUCCUGGGACUGUCAGCCACUCUACCCAACUAUCUGGAUGUGGCCGCCUUCCUGCACGUCAACCCCUACAUCGGCCUCUUCUUCUUUGACAGUCGCUUCAGACCGGUGCCCCUUGGACAGACCUUUGUUGGCAUCAAAUCCACUAACAAGAUCCAGCAGCUUCAUGACAUGGAGGAGGUGUGUUACAACAAAGUUCUGGAGCAGGUUAAAGCCAGUCAUCAGGUGAUGGUGUUUGUCCACGCUCGUAAUGCCACAGUGAGGACGGGCAUGGCGCUGAUCGAGAUGGCAAAGAACCAUGGAGAGACAUGCUUCUUUCAACCAGACCAGGGUCCAGACUACGGCCAGUGUGAGAAGCAGAUCCAGCGCUCCAGAAACAAGCAGAUGAAGGAGAUGUUCCCAGAAGGCUUUGGGAUCCAUCAUGCUGGCAUGCUGCGGUCUGACCGCAGCCUGAUGGAGAGCAUGUUCUCCAAGGGCCACCUCAAGGUGCUGGUCUGUACUGCCACCCUGGCCUGGGGAGUGAACCUACCGGCCCAUGCAGUCAUCAUCAAGGGCACUCAGAUCUACGAUGCCAAGCGCGGUGCCCUGGUGGAUCUGGGCAUCCUGGACGUCAUGCAGAUUUUCGGGCGCGCGGGUCGCCCCCAGUUUGACAAGUACGGUGAGGGCACCAUCAUCACCACCCACGAGAAGUUGAGCCACUACUUGACCCUGCUCACCCAGCAGAACCCCAUCGAGAGUCAGUUCCUGGACAGCCUGGCUGACAACCUCAACGCUGAGAUUGCUCUGGGGACUGUCACCAACGUGGAGGAGGCAGUGAAGUGGCUCAGUUAUACUUACCUCUAUGUUCGCAUGAGGGCCAACCCACUGGCUUACGGCAUCAACCACAAGGCUUAUCAGAUGGAUCCUUCCUUGGAGCUGUACAGGAAGGAGCUUGUGGUGGAGUCAGGUAGGAAGCUGGAUAAGGCCAGGAUGAUCCGCUUCGAAGAGCGCACCGGCUACUAUGCCUCGACUGACAUGGGCAGGACCGCCAGCCACUUCUACAUCAGAUACAACACCAUAGAGACUUUCAAUGAACUUUUCAACUCUCAGCAGACAGAAGCUGACAUCCUCAGUAUUGUCUCCAAGGCUGAAGAGUUUGACCAGCUUAAGGUCCGUGAUGAAGAGAUGGAGGAGCUGGAACAGUUGCUGUGUAACUACUGUGAGCUGCCGGCUGCAGGUGGGGUGGAGAAUGGCUAUGGCAAGAUCAAUGUUUUGCUUCAGACGUACAUCAGCCGAGGAGAGGUGGACAGCUUCUCACUCAUCUCAGACCUGUCGUAUGUGGCACAGAAUGCUGCUCGAAUCGUCAGGGCUUUGUUUGAGAUUGCCCUGAGAAAGCGGUGGCCGGCCAUGACCUACCGACUGCUCACCCUCUGUAAGAUGAUAGAUAAGCGGCUGUGGGGCUUUGCCCACCCUCUCCGCCAGUUCCACAACCUAAGCCAUGUUGUACUGAACCGCUUGGAGGAGAAGAAGCUCACUGUGGACAAACUGAAGGAAAUGAGGAAGGAUGAGAUUGGUCAUAUGCUGCACCAUGUCAACAUCGGCCUAACAGUCAAACAGUGUGUCCACCAGAUCCCCUCAAUCACAAUGGAGGCUAACAUUCAGCCAAUCACACGCACUGUCCUACGGGUUCGUCUCAUCGUCACGCCUGACUUCCGCUGGAAUGAUCAGGUCCACGGCUCGGUGGGUGAGCCAUGGUGGUUGUGGGUGGAGGAUCCCAUCAAUGAUCACAUCUACCAUUCCGAGCACUUCCUCCUGCAGAAGAAACAAGUGGUAACAGGAGAGCCUCAGCAUAUAGUGUUCACCAUCCCCAUAUUUGAGCCGCUGCCCUCCCAGUACUACAUCAAGGUGGUGUCUGACCGCUGGCUUGGGGCCGAGGCCGUCUGCAUCAUUAACUUCCAGAACCUCAUCUUACCCGAGAGACACCCCCCACACACUGAGCUGCUGGACCUGCAGCCGCUGCCGGUGACAGCCUUGGGGAACCAGGAGUACGAGAGCCUGUACAAGUUCACCCACUUCAACCCCAUCCAGACUCAGAUCUUCCACACGCUGUAUCACACCGACACCAACGUUCUGCUGGGAGCGCCAACGGGCUCUGGAAAAACCAUCGCAGCAGAGAUGGCCAUGUUCCGGGUCUUCAACAAGUAUCCGACUGCUAAGGUGGUGUACAUCGCCCCACUGAAAGCCCUGGUCAGAGAGAGGAUCGAGGACUGGAAGAUCAGGAUUGAGGAGAAACUGGGGAAGAAAGUGGUGGAGCUGACGGGUGACGUGACUCCAGACAUGAGAGCUAUAGCUCAGGCCGACCUCAUCGUCACCACACCAGAGAAGUGGGACGGAGUGAGCCGAAGCUGGCAGAACAGGAGCUACGUCCAGAAAGUAGCCAUUCUCAUCAUCGAUGAGAUCCACCUUCUGGGUGAGGACAGAGGUCCAGUGUUGGAGGUCAUCGUGUCCCGGACCAACUUCAUCUCCUCUCACACAUCAAGGACCGUCCGAGUAGUCGGUCUGUCCACCGCUCUGGCCAAUGCUCGAGACCUCGCUGACUGGUUGGGAAUCGGACAGGUGGGUUUGUUUAACUUCCGUCCGUCUGUUCGCCCCGUACCGCUGGAAGUUCACAUCCAUGGUUUCCCAGGGCAACACUACUGCCCCCGCAUGGCCAGCAUGAACAAGCCUACCUUCCAAGCGAUACGUAGCCACUCCCCAGCCAAGCCGGUGCUGAUUUUUGUCUCAUCACGACGGCAAACUCGACUGACUGCUCUGGACCUCAUCGCCUUCCUGGCUACAGAGGACAACCCCAAACAAUGGCUGCACCAGGACGAGAGAGAGAUAGAGGCUAUCAUCGCCACAGUGCGGGAUUCUAACCUGAAGCUAACACUGGCCUUUGGGAUCGGCAUGCAUCACGCAGGCCUGCAUGAGAGAGACAGGAAGACUGUGGAGGAGCUGUUUGUCAACUGCAAGAUCCAGGUUCUGAUUGCCACCAGUACUCUGGCUUGGGGGGUGAACUUCCCUGCUCACCUGGUGGUCGUUAAGGGAACUGAAUACUUUGAUGGUAAAUCCAGGCGCUACGUGGACUACCCCAUUACAGAUGUCCUGCAGAUGAUGGGCCGAGCAGGUCGGCCUCAGUUUGAUGACCAGGGCAAAGCCGUGAUCCUCGUCCAUGACAUCAAGAAGGAUUUCUACAAGAAGUUCCUCUAUGAGCCUUUCCCCGUUGAGUCCAGCCUCCACAGUGUGCUGUCAGACCAUCUGAAUGCUGAGAUUGCUGCAGGAACCAUCUCAUCCAAACAGGAUGCAAUGGACUACAUCACCUGGACGUACUUCUUCAGGCGGCUGGUGAUGAACCCCAGUUAUUACAGCCUAGAAGACAUCAGCCACGAGUCCGUUAACAAGUACCUGUCCAACCUGGUGGAGAAAAGCCUGCGGGAGCUGGAAUGCUCUUUCUGCAUAGAGAUAAAGGAGGAUAAUCGGACCAUUGAGCCACUGACCUACGGUCGCAUCGCCUCCUAUUACUACCUGAGGCAUCAGACCAUUGGCACCUUUAAAGAGCGACUGAAGGCGGAGCUGCCCAUCCAUGAGCUGCUCUCCGUCCUGACGGAUGCAGAGGAGUAUGCCGAGCUGCCCGUCAGACACAAUGAGGACCAGCUGAACAGUCAGCUGUCUCAGCAGCUCCCCCUGCAGGUCAACCCCCACUCAUACGACAGCGCCCACACCAAGACCCAUCUGCUGCUGCAGGCCCACUUCAGCCACACCCCGCUGCCCUGCAGCGACUACACCACCGAUACCAAGACAGUACUGGACAACACCAUCCGAAUCUGUCAGGCAAUGCUGGACGUAGCUGCCAACGAAGGCUGGCUCGUCACGGCCAUCAGUAUCUGCAACCUGUUGCAGAUGAUCGUCCAGGGCCGCUGGCUGCACGACUCGUCAUUACUGACUCUACCACAUGUUGAACAACAACACCUCUAUCUGUUCAGGAAAUGGUCAAACAGGAAGGGGAGGAGCAACGUGGGAGGCUUCUACUUGCCAAUCGAAGGACUUCCAGAACUGAUUGCUGCGUGCAAUGGAAAGGAAAGUGUUUUCGCUGCUAUCGUCGGUCAAGAGCUUCAAUCAAGUGAGAUUGCCCAGGCCUGGUCCUUCCUGAGUCACCUCCCAGUGCUGGAGGUCUACAUGAGCGUGAAGGGCUGGUGGGAGCAGAGCCAGGAGCAGAUGGAGCGUCCGCUGCCAGCAGCAGGAGCUAACCCGAAGGAGGGCAGCAGCUGGCUGGAUGUCCACGCGGACCAGGAGUACGUCCUGCAGGUGUCUCUGAGACGCAUCAACCUGGGCCAGCAGAGGAGGAAGCAGGACAGUAAGGCCCAGGCUUCCAGGUUCCCCAAGGCGAAGGAUGAAGGCUGGUUCCUGGUCAUGGGAGAGGUGGAUCGCAGGGAGCUGCUGGCUAUCAAACGGGUGGGAUACGUGCGCCACCACACGGCCGUGUCGGUGGCCUUCUUCACACCAGAGAGGACUGGAAAGUGUAUCUACACACUGUACCUGAUGAGUGACAGCUAUCUGGGUCUGGACCAGCAGUAUGACAUCCACCUGAAUGUAACACCGGCCAGCAUCACGGCUCAGGUCAACACAGAGGUGUCCGACUCAGUGACUGACCGGUCCCGACACUAAACCUCCUCAUCCUGUGUCACUGAUCGGUGGAGCACUCUCAUCUACGUGUGCUUCAGUUAGUCAUGGUUAACAUUGACAGUGACUCUUACUUUCUGUAUUGCAUUCUGAUCAAUUAAAGCUACUGUUGUCAAAACAAAUGAUUCAUGUCUCUCCUACGAUGGCUUUCUCUGAUCAUGUAACAUCAGUGGGAAAUGGAUGCUCUAGAAGAAUAUCUUGUGAUUCUUUAAAGGAAAAAAGUUUUAUGUUUUCAUGUUAUUGAUUUAAUUUAACCUAAUUUAACACAGACUUUCGGCCACACAGCAGGUAUUUUUCACCAUCACGGAUGGACAAUACUUAUGUCCCAUAGAUAAGGUGUCUCCUUCAAAGGCUGUCCCUCUCUCUCUUCACAUGGUCGUGAAAUAAAGCUUUCUUUUGCCACAACACAACCAGUCUCCAGGACCUGAGAAUCCUCUAAAAGUCAUGUCUCAGUGAGUGAAGGCUUCCGUGUGCUUCAGAUGAAGUGACGUGGCAUCCGAUCACGUCUAAAGGCUGAAUGGUUUCUACAUGGUGACAUCUUCUGUGUGUCUUUGAAGUCUCAACACCAUGAAGUGUACUAAUGGAAAUAAACCCUCACACUUUCAGACCGUCUCUGCUCGUAGACUUUGAUGUUGUUCCACUUGGUUGUACGCACAAAAACUGACCGUAGUUCUGUGAGGAAUACAAGAACCAUGAGAACGUUCACACCCAGCCAGUCGUUAGCCGACUGUCCAGUUAUAUGAAACCCGUUACCCAGAGAUUCUACCACUGAAGGUUUCGUACACUCUCAGAUGAUCCGACAGCUCACAGUUGCAAAGUGUCUUUCUAAUUUGUGGAGAAGGUUCAGCUUCAGUCUACUUGCUUCCACCCCCCAGAGACUACAUCUAUUGAAGGGGGCCGCCCUGAACCAGGACAGAGCUUAUGCCAGUGGAACGUUCACUUCAUUUUGUAUGCCACUGAAGUUUGUCCGGACAAACUAGGCUCCCCAAGAUUUACUACAAAAAUCAAUUCCUGUCAACAUCCAAUAUGAAACAGGCUUCUGUAGAGCUGUGUAUACAAGUCACGUGUUGCCCUUUCAUUGGCUGAGGAGGAGAAGAAGGCCUAAGCAUCCCACAAAAAAGAAAUAUGUAUCUGGCAAAGAAUACA
Messenger RNA from Anarrhichthys ocellatus (wolf-eel), 8704 nucleotides. RefSeq names its product activating signal cointegrator 1 complex subunit 3 (gene ascc3). The record is from RefSeq and is a predicted model, not a curated record. Gene Ontology annotation, molecular function: nucleic acid binding; ATP binding; ATP hydrolysis activity. Bases 686 to 7543 code for a protein of 2285 amino acids. NCBI's taxonomy places the organism in Eukaryota, Metazoa, Chordata, Actinopteri, Perciformes, Anarhichadidae. The transcript is spliced from 41 exons.